AUGGCUUCCCUCUUCAACUACGCCUCCAUGGCGCACAACAACCAUUUCUAUUUCAAUUGUCUAUCACCUGAAACCGUCCCAAUCCCAGGAAAACUCGAAGAAGCUAUCACUGAAUCAUGCUCCUCUGUCGAAUCUCUUAAAGAAGAAUUCAUUGCGACUGCCAAUGCCAUGUUCGGACCUGGAUUCGUUUGGCUAGUGAAGAUGAAAGAUACUGCCCAAUUGAAGAUCCUAGCAACCUAUAUUGCCGGCUCCCCAUAUCCUCAAGCACAUUUCCGACGUCAGCCAGUAGACAUGGCCACUCAGACUACCGGAAUAACUGGCGGCGAGAACAUAGAGGCUGUUGGAAGAAUUGCAUCCCGAACAUAUGGUUCCAUGGGACCCUUCGCACAACAGAAAUACCUCGCUCCUGGCGGCGCUGAUAUUCACCCCAUUCUCUGCGUUAACACUUGGGAGCACGUAUGGCUAAGAGACUGGGGAAUUGGCGGAAAAGCCGGAUAUCUAGAGGCAUGGUGGGAUAGGAUUAACUGGGAAGAAGUUGCUCAGAAUUAUAAGCAAGCCGGGCCGGAGUCAUCAUUUGACACGAGUAGGAAACAGAAGCCGUUCGGGUCACGCUAUUGA
Molecule: messenger RNA, 618 nt
Organism: Trichophyton benhamiae CBS 112371
Lineage: Eukaryota; Fungi; Ascomycota; Eurotiomycetes; Onygenales; Arthrodermataceae
Exons: 2
Coding region: 1-618 (205 amino acids)
Biological process (GO): superoxide metabolic process
Molecular function (GO): metal ion binding; superoxide dismutase activity
Source: RefSeq, a predicted model, not a curated record